AGAAUCGAUUGGAAAUGGCUCUCAUGGUCAAACUUAAGCUACCGAAUCGUGUCCAGCCGGAUGUACUACCACCACCUGGUAUGUGUGGCACCCACACCAACAAAUUGCACUACAUCAAAAAGUAUCUGCUGGAUGAAUUGCCCACGAAACCAUUUGCCCCUGACUUUAUGCAGCCCGUGGACACGGAGGUUCUGCAGGUGCCCACGUAUUACACCAUCAUCCAAUGUCCCAUGGACGUGGGCACCAUCAUCAAGAGGGUUCAAAAUCGAUUCUAUCACGGCGUGGAUGAGCUGAUCAUUGAUUUCAGGCAGGUGAUAAGCAACUGCUACAAAUUCAAUCGCCCCAAUGACACAGUCUAUCGCAAUGGCCAAAAGCUGGAGAAGUUCUUUCUGAAGAUUCUCUCGCAAAUGCCCGAGGGGGACGAGAUUCCCAGCUACAAGGAUCCCCGAGCGCCACGUAGUCCCCCCGAGGAAGAGAAGGCUUCGGCAGUCACGGAGCAACAAUGUCGAGAGGAUCUAAAGAAGCUGCAGAACGAAUACGUCGAGGGGGUGGAUGGGGAGUUGCGGGACUUCUUCAAGGACAAAUGGACAGCACUGUCCAAGAAGCUGAGCAAGCAUCAGUUCAAGUCUGUCGAGGAAUUCCAUCUGCACAUCGAUGGCAUCUUCCUGCAGUACAAGAAUCAGGCCAAGCGAAUAUACGAGAAUACAUUUUACGAGUCCCUGGAUAACAUCUCCUAUCAACCUGUUAAUAAGGAACUCAAUGAACUGCUCUACGAGACGAAGAAGGCGGAGGGCAGCUUAAGGGAGCCUUACAACUCCCAUUCCAAGUGGCAGGAUACUCUGGUGAAUGGACUCGAUGCUACAAUCGAAAGACUGCGAAACAAUCUCGACACAUGUCGCCUUAAUGAAGAGGAGAAAUCCGCCGGAGGGGAGGGAAGCAAGAAGAAACCGAAGAUGCGGACAAAGGUCCGCGGAGAGGAUCGUCCUCAGAAGCUAAACACACUGAUGAAUACCCUUGAGCCCAAUUCACCUGAUAACAAGGACACGGAAAUCGAAAAUUUCAGUGAGGUGGAACGGCGAGCCAUCCAGCAACAGUUUGUAAUGCUCCCCCUGAACUCCAAGAUCGAAAUAAUGCACAUCAUCGCACAGACUGAGGAUAUCAAUACAGAGAACUGUGACCUACAGUGGUUCGACAUCAAGAACUUUGGCGUUGAGACAUUGCAUCUAAUGAAGAAGGCAAUGCAUCCGCAUACCAAGCUCAAUCUGCGGAAUAUGAAACCCGCCGAGAAGGAGGAUCUACAACGCAGCCUCGAGAAUCGAUUGCGGAACAUCAAUCAAGUGCUUAAUGGCAAUCGACGCAAAUACACACAUCGAAUGCGUAUUCGCUCCACGGUGCAGGCCAAGAAGAGAUCACGUCUCGAGGCCAAAGCCGUAUCCGGAUCCGGAUGCGGAUCCGGCAAGAGCUUCCAAGCUGUUGGCGCUGGUACCUCCAAGCAGCGAGUCGCAGAUAACAGCAGCGAUAGCGACUCCAGUGACUCCUCCGACUCCUCCAGCAGCGACAGCGACUCGAGCAGCGACAGCAGCGACUCCUCCAGCGAUAGCAAAGAAUCCAAUGUGCUGGAUUGAGCCUAAGACAAAUUCGCAAUUUGCAUAAUCAUUUUCCAAAAAUAAAGUCCGAUCACAGCGAAGGAAAAACACA
Messenger RNA from Drosophila innubila, 1698 nucleotides. RefSeq names its product bromodomain testis-specific protein (gene tbrd-2). Gene Ontology annotation, cellular component: chromatin; nucleus. The transcript has 2 exons. Gene Ontology annotation, biological process: regulation of DNA-templated transcription; chromatin remodeling. The record is from RefSeq and is a predicted model, not a curated record. Lineage: Eukaryota; Metazoa; Arthropoda; Insecta; Diptera; Drosophilidae. The coding region runs from base 15 to 1625 and encodes 536 amino acids.